ACCAAAGCAUCGAUACAUUAAGAAAUUAAAUGAAGGAUUACCUUUUAAAGUAGCACAAUUUAUACAUGAUAGUAAGCAUGGUUCUUCAGUAAUAUACUUAUGGCGUAUACCUUUAAAUGCAUCUGAUUCAGAA
Messenger RNA from Racocetra persica, 133 nucleotides. NCBI's taxonomy places the organism in Eukaryota, Fungi, Glomeromycota, Glomeromycetes, Diversisporales, Gigasporaceae. The record is from the annotation of a GenBank genome assembly.